CUGUUGUCUUGACCUUUCCAUCUCCUGCGCUCAGGGCAUAUAAACUUCCCUCCCGAAGCAACGUCGCAUCCUGAGUGCUCAUCUCAACAAUGUGGUUCACAACAAUAUCAGACGUAAGCAUUUACAGUGACAUCGGAUAUGGUAACCCAGCAUGUAGCAGAUUGAUCAGUGAUGAUGCCCUUCCCUGUUAGGGUGGCAUCUUCUCCUCCCAUGGCCUCGGCAAGAUGGACGCCCUUCACCCAUUCGGCCUCGGCCAGACCACACCACCCGUUGGCCCAUUCAACACCGUCUCCCAAGUUUUCUUCUCCAGUGACGAGUCUGUCCUGUUCACAGAUGUCAAGGGCAACCCUCCUGCAAACAACACCGGCUUCAUCUCUGCGUUCCCAGUCAACCCCACCUCUCCCUGUGGAGGCGCAAUUUCAAGUCUAUCGAUGACCGAAACCCGCAGCUCCCCUGCCGGCACCGCUGUCCUGUUUGGUUCCGCGGCUAUCCCUGGCAGCACCUCACUCUUUGUGACAGACGCUUCCUUCGGUGCCGCCGUCCUCGCCGUUGACUCGAGCAUCAAGAGAUGUGCAAGAGACCCCGGAUUUUGCUCUUUUGGAGGAGGCCUGGCAUUGUGAUGGGAUUGAAGGCAAUUGAGAAUGAUCAAUAUUUUAGUGCUGAUAGGAGAGGAAAGGUGUCAUACUGACAUUCGUUGCACUCAGUUUGCUAUCAAACUCAAGAGCAAACUUAGAAAUCUCCUCAAAACCUACAAGUCACUAUACAUAUUUUGGCUUAUCACACCAACAACAAGAGCAAUACUACUCAACGAUUGCUA
This is a messenger RNA of Pseudogymnoascus destructans, 817 nucleotides long. RefSeq lists its product as uncharacterized. Lineage: Eukaryota; Fungi; Ascomycota; Leotiomycetes; Thelebolales; Thelebolaceae. The record is from RefSeq and is a predicted model, not a curated record. Bases 225 to 620 code for a protein of 131 amino acids. The transcript is spliced from 2 exons.